UCCUCCUCCUCUCAGAAACUCCUCCGCGGUGUUUUCAGUAACUCACUCAGAAACUUCAGUCUCCGCUGCUGCAUCUCAGCCCUCACACUCUGUCCCCUGGUUUCGCUGCCAUGCUGGAUUAAGCUCCAUUCACUUCUGCUAUCCGAUGGUUUCUGCUGCAGGUACAAUGAGCUGCUGCACAUCGAGCGAUUAGAGGGUGAGAACAGUUCACUACAGGGCUGCAGUGUUUGCACUGUGACCUGUGGGCUUGAGCAAGGACUGCAAAGAGGACACGGGAACGUUACACGACCAUGGAUUUCGGCAAUGAUGUGGAUCUGUCCAAUAAUAACAUCACACCUCUGUGGAAACGACGCACAGACAAUUGCAAAAAAGCCCAGGACUUGGGCAAAGCCAAAGCGCGACCCCUCAGUUACCACAUCAGUGGGGUCACGACAAAGGACUUCCCCGCGGAGGACAACAGGUAUUCCCUGACCUUGAGCCAACCUGCCGAGAGGUUGGUGGCCGCAGCCCCUUGUUCGGGCAGUAACAUCGCAGUGUUGAAGCACAUUCUUAACAAGCCCUCCAGGAAAUCCAGAGUCAUUCGAAGCAUCAGCAUUGGGCACCUUUCCAGCGGACGCUUCUCAUUGUCCAGAUUUAGGUCUGAGGACAGCAGAUCUGCUUCAUUGGACAAUAGAAAGCGUAAUGGAGACAGUGACAAGGGGAAAAGCAUUAAUGGAAAGGCAGUGUCGUCUGAAAAGUGUCUCCUGGACUCCCAGAUACACAUCUCCAAUCCUUUCACACUGACUUCACAAAAGGACCAGAUAGCAUUUGGGACAAGUUCAUCCACACCCGAUGGUGACCCUCUCAACUGUUCGUCUCCUGUCCUUUCCCCAUGCACUCCCAACAACAACUACAACCACCAUGAACUGUGUUCUCUUUCAUCCACGUCCAGCUCCUCUCCCCCUGUCUGUCGCACCCCUACCCCCUCUCACAGCUCCACCUCCAGCAUCCCCUCCCUCUCUUCCCUCACCUCCUCAGACCCCCCGACCCCACGCUCCCCAUCACCGGCAGACAGAGGACAGCAGAUCCUCAAACAGUCUUCAACCUCGCCUGCCUCGUCACAGGACACCAGGCAUACCUCUUCUUCAUCGUCCAUCUCUUCCACCUCACCCUCCCUUUCCCCGUCUAUCUCUCCCUCUCCCUCCAUCAUCCUCAGCACCCACAGUCCAGCUGCCCUGAAGAUGGGCACCCAGCAGCUCAUUCCCAAGGGCUUAGCAUCUGAUAGUCGGCAGAGCAAGGUGCCUCCCUCUGGGCAGCAAGGCCAAGGUUUGGCAGGUCUGCUCGGGUUGGAUCAUUCCAAGAGAGCUCUGAAAUCCCUCAGUAUGGUGGAGAUUGGACCGUACUUUUCCACCGGAGGGAACCACGGUGAAGCGACAGAGGGAGAGAGUGACAGCCCGGGGACACUCAGGAGAGGCUUGAGGACUACCUCCUAUAGGAAGGCUGUUGUGAGUGGAGUAGAGUCCCAGCCUGUUAUCCAA
Paralichthys olivaceus (Japanese flounder) is the source of this 1517-nucleotide messenger RNA. NCBI's taxonomy places the organism in Eukaryota, Metazoa, Chordata, Actinopteri, Pleuronectiformes, Paralichthyidae. The record is from RefSeq and is a predicted model, not a curated record.